AUGACAGAUGUAGGUGUAUUGACCACUGCUUCCAGAUGGGGUAAUGGGGUUGCGGUAACGCCGCUGAGUGGAACGGGUAGAUCCACAGCCCAUGAUUGGGAGGAAGAAAAGAAUCGAGCCAAGGACUUCUUUGACGAUGGAACAAUGACAUUCUUCUGGAAUGCACACACUUGUCUGUGCCUUUUCGUGUUCUCUUGCUUUUUGUUCUACGUUGCUGUGCUUGAAACGGAUACCUUCUCUUCCGAAUACAACCUGAAACGGGGGCUGUGUGCUGUCUUUCUAGUUUUCGUUCUCUUUGGAGUGCUUCACACUCCCGAUGGUCCAUUCCGCCGUCCCCACCCUGCAUUCUGGCGUCUGGUUUUAUGUCUGAGCAUAUGUUACGAGCUGCUGCUCGUGCUCGUCUUAUUUCAAGCAAAAAUGGACCUUUUUGUCUUGGUGCAUUUUUUUGGAUGGUGGUUCAAAACACUGAUCGUCCGAGACUACUGGUUAUGCAACGUCCUCAGCUUCGCUUUUGAGGUUAUGGAAUAUACCCUGGAGCACCAGUUGCCGAAUUUUCACGAAUGUUGGUGGGACCACUGGAUUAUGGACUUUUUGGUUUGCAACAUGGCAGGCAUUUGGCUGGGAAUGAAGACACUUAACUACCUCAGUAUCAAACCAUACCAUUGGCGAGGUAUGUGGAAGAUUUCGGGUUACAGAAAGAAGCUGCGUCGUGUGAUACUGCAAUUCACGCCACACCGAUGGACAGACUUCGACUGGCGGCCAACUGGAAGUCUCAAACGGUGGCUUGGUACGCUAUUCCUUUGUGCAGUUAUCCUACUGGCGGAAUUAAACGCCUUUUAUCUAAAGUAUGUUCUCUGGAUACAUCCGUCGCACAUGUUGUGCCUCACCAGACUCAUGUUCGCCCUUCUUUGGGGUGGACCUGCAAUAUACGAAUAUUUUCAGUUCAUGGAUGAUCCAAACUGCAGACGCCUAGGGAGGCAGGCGUGGAUGUUCUGCUGCAUCAUCAUCACUGAACUGCUCAUAGUGAUAAAAUUCGGCUGGGAAACAGUCACGAAACCUCUCCCUCGACAUAUCGCUACAUUUUGGAUACUCUCAAUCUUGGCAUUGGCUUUAUGGACUUUUCUACGCUUCUACGUCACACGAUGGUUAAUCAAGGCCAGUCAACAUCCAGAGGAACGUGAACAUGUGGAUUAGUCAUGUAUUGUCGCUACCGAAUUUCUCUACCCCCCUUAUCGCCUUCAGUGUAAUUUCCCAUGUUUUACAACGCUCUAUUUUUUAUACUGCGUUAGUCAUCUUUCAAUUCGGUAUAUUUUGCUGAUUCGGAACUCAGGUUGACGCAAAUAGCUGUAUUUUCCGAAAA
Dicrocoelium dendriticum is the source of this 1360-nucleotide messenger RNA. The record is from the annotation of a GenBank genome assembly. Lineage: Eukaryota; Metazoa; Platyhelminthes; Trematoda; Plagiorchiida; Dicrocoeliidae.